Messenger RNA from Laccaria bicolor S238N-H82, 984 nucleotides. RefSeq lists its product as uncharacterized. The record is from RefSeq and is a predicted model, not a curated record. The transcript is spliced from 5 exons. Bases 1 to 984 code for a protein of 327 amino acids. Lineage: Eukaryota; Fungi; Basidiomycota; Agaricomycetes; Agaricales; Hydnangiaceae.
AUGGUGGGUGCGAGAACAGACGCGAGCGUCAACAGAACCGGCACUAUAACACAUGUCUUCUUCGUCCUCAAUGGCAAAGCUAAAGACACCAACCGCAGACAGAGAAGACAACGGGAGGAAGAGGAAAAGUACACAUAUCUACGCUUCAUGACUCUGUGCUCAGAGGCCCUCACGGCAGCUCACAAAUGGGCACCAUCUGAGCGAAGAGUGGGUGAAGCCCUGGGUCGAGAUUAUGCCGAUCAGAGAUAUGUUUCGAGUUUGGGGUACGAGUUGGGAGGCGCGGGCAUGCAGACAGAGGGAUCAAAAACAUGGGUCAUGGAGAAGGCGGAGGACGCGGACGAGGGCGACACGUCGGACUCCUUCCCCUCUCCCCCACCACCCCAAUACUACCAAUUCCACUUCCUCACACCAGGCUCAAAAGACCAACCAACACAGACGCACAAACUCAAGAAAGUCCACAGGAUAACAGUCAUCAGCAUUAUCGAAGUACUCAUCAAAGUCGGCUGGAUGACCGCCUUCCUGUCUACACCAACCCAUACACACAGAUGGACUUCCCCUUCGUCUCACGCGAUUCAAAUGCCUUCGUUUCGUCCCCACCUUUGGCUUCAGCUUUGGAACCCGGGAAGACGUUCAAAGGCCGGGAGAAGACUCACGACGAUUGCAUCGCCCCGGCCUAUUUCGGUUGUUGGAUCUGUUCAUAGCCGUGUGGGUGGGGAUGCUGGGUUUAGGCUGAAUGCGGGGUGUGUGGUUAGGCGGCUGGUGGGGCUGGGGGAAAUGGGGCAGAUGCUGGACAGAGGGAAAUCCGGUACUUGCACCAGACAUGCUAAUGUCACUUACACCACCGGGGAAGGGUUAUAUAGAGAGUUGUCGGCGGGGGUUACCGAUUUUUGGCCUGAAAAAACUAUUGCACAACCUUGGCUAUGGUAUGACCUAGUCGUGAACGAUACAACGCACUGGCAAAGGUUGAGUGAAAAGUCGAAGUAA